This is a messenger RNA of Ziziphus jujuba (common jujube), 1673 nucleotides long. Its product is annotated as aminomethyltransferase, mitochondrial. The transcript is spliced from 4 exons. Lineage: Eukaryota; Viridiplantae; Streptophyta; Magnoliopsida; Rosales; Rhamnaceae. Gene Ontology annotation, biological process: glycine decarboxylation via glycine cleavage system. The record is from RefSeq and is a predicted model, not a curated record. Bases 303 to 1526 code for a protein of 407 amino acids. Gene Ontology annotation, molecular function: aminomethyltransferase activity; protein binding. Gene Ontology annotation, cellular component: mitochondrion.
UCGCUAACGAUGGGGUGCUAUUUUGGCUGUCUCUUUUAGCAAGAGAAGAGAAACCCUCCUCCACCCACUACAAAUUACCAAAGAUUAUUCUUUUUAAAUAUAAAAAUUCGACAAUAAAUAUUUGGAUGUAGUAUCUCUGUCUCUCGUAUAGUCUUACAUAAUAUAAAAGCCAAUCGCUUUUAAUCUUUUAUCCGGGUGUGGAUGUGGGAGGCUCAUUUGGGCUCUCAAAUUUGUGCUUGUUUCUGAAGAAGAGAAGAUAAGAGUAAGGCUACCCAUUUUUAUUUAUACUCUCUGCCAAGAAAAUGAGAGGGAGUUUGUGGCAACUUGGGCAGUCAAUUACCCGUCGUCUUGCUCAGGCUGAUAAGAACUCUGUAGCUCGUCGAUUCUAUUCUGCAGAUUCUGAGCUUAAGAAAACAGUUCUCUAUGAUUUCCAUGUCGCUAAUGGUGGGAAGAUGGUGCCGUUUGCUGGGUGGAGCAUGCCCAUACAGUACAAAGAUUCAAUUAUGGACUCUACUCUGAACUGUAGGGAGAAUGGCAGUCUUUUUGAUGUCUCCCACAUGUGUGGCCUGAGCCUCAAGGGAAAAGACAGUGUUCCUUUCCUUGAAAAGCUUGUUAUUGCUGAUGUUGCUGGGCUUGCCCAUGGAACAGGGACCUUAACUGUUUUUACAAAUGAGAAAGGAGGGACAAUUGAUGACUCAGUGAUUACCAAAGUCAACGGCGAACAUAUAUACCUGGUGGUGAAUGCCGGCUGUAGGGAUAAGGAUCUGGCUCAUAUUGAGGAGCAUAUGAAAGCAUUCAAGGCUAAAGGUGGGGAUGUAUCAUGGCACAUCCAUGAUGAGAGAUCUCUUCUUGCCCUCCAGGGUCCCCUUGCUGCUCCAACUCUUCAACAUUUGACAAAAGAGGAUUUAAGUAAGAUAUAUUUUGGAGGGUUCAGAAUAUUGGACAUCAAUGGGGCGAGCUGUUUUCUCACAAGGACUGGGUACACUGGUGAAGAUGGAUUUGAAAUUUCUGUUCCAUCCGAGCAUGCAGUUGACCUUGCCAAAGCGAUCUUGGAAAAAUCUGAAGGAAAAGUGAGGCUGACAGGACUUGGUGCUCGAGACAGCCUCCGGCUAGAAGCCGGUCUGUGUUUAUAUGGCAAUGACAUGGAACAGCACAUAACACCUGUAGAGGCUGGACUUACAUGGGCCAUAGGGAAGAGAAGAAGGGCAGAAGGUGGCUUUCUCGGAGCUGAGGUGAUUCUCAAACAACUUGCUGAUGGUCCAUCGAUCAGGCGUGUUGGCUUCUUCUCUUCAGGCCCACCUCCAAGAAGCCACAGUGAGAUUCAAGAUGAGAAAGGUACAAACAUAGGGGAAGUCACUAGUGGGGGAUUUAGUCCCUGCCUCAAGAGGAACAUAGCUAUGGGAUAUGUGAAAUCCGGAUUACACAAGGCCGGGACCAAAGUGAAGAUUGUGAUUCGAGGAAAAGCCAAUGAUGGUGUUAUCACAAAAUUGCCAUUUGUACCAUCAAAGUACUACAAGCCAUCCUAAUUCAAGUGUGGCCUCUCAGCUCCGGAAUAAUCUAAUUGGCUCUCUUUGACUUCUUUCUAAAAUUUGAGUACUGCACUCGGUACAAAUUUUCGAUUUUCUAUUUAUUAUGUGUUUGGAAUGGAAUGAAGUAUGUGCUUUUGACUUGCA